Drosophila subobscura is the source of this 2088-nucleotide messenger RNA. It is a transcript of the gene Dhit, whose product is annotated as regulator of G-protein signaling 17. The record is from RefSeq and is a predicted model, not a curated record. The transcript has 7 exons. Bases 137 to 1009 code for a protein of 290 amino acids. NCBI's taxonomy places the organism in Eukaryota, Metazoa, Arthropoda, Insecta, Diptera, Drosophilidae.
GAGAGAGCAAGAGAACAAGGGAGCCAGUGAGUGGGUAGGUCAGUGGCAGUGGGCGGUCUGCCAGCUGUGGCAGCCACAACACACCAACGCCAGCGCCAGCGUCAACUUCAAAUUUCAAAGGGCAGUAAGGGGCCAAAUGUCCUGUACCGUCUCGGAGCUGCCAAGUGGCUGUCGACUGCGCGGCGGAAUGACUGCAUCCACACCACAGAGCGCUGCUAACAAUGGCUCCAAUAGCGGCGGGGGCAAUGGCAACGGAAACAACGGUAACGGCAACGGCAAUGGGAAUGGAAACGGCAACGGCAACGGUGGAGGCGGAGGGGGCAGCGGUAGUGCCGUUUCCGUGUCCGUGUCAGUAGGGGGCGGCGGCGUCACGGCAGGCAGUGCCACCUCGAAUGUGCUGCAAGAGUCAAAUGCGGCAACGUUGCAGCGGCCGCAGUCGCAGAAGCCGUGCUGCUUCUGCUGGUGUUGCUGCUGUUCCUGCUCCUGGGGCAAAUGUCUGGCCAUCAAGAAUGCCGAUGAAAAUGCGCCCACAAAGCGUGAUCUCGCUAAUUCCGAAUUCCUAGACGGCGAACAACCCACAUUAGAGGAAAUCCGUAGUUGGGGCAAGAGCUUUGACAAGCUGAUGAAGAGCUCAGCUGGUCGAAAGGUAUUCCAGAACUUCCUGCGCAGCGAAUUCAGUGAGGAGAACAUUCUGUUCUGGCUGGCCGUCGAGGAUCUCAAGAAGGAGAACAGCGCAGAGGUGGUCGAGGAGAAGGCGCGCCUGAUAUACGAGGACUACAUCUCGAUCCUGUCGCCGCGGGAGGUGUCGCUGGAUUCGCGAGUGCGCGAGAUCGUCAACCGCAACAUGAUCGAGCCCACGACGCACACCUUCGACGAAGCUCAAAUACAGAUCUACACUUUAAUGCACAGAGACUCAUAUCCGAGAUUCCUAAACUCUCAAAAGUUCAAGACACUCGCUCAAAUGCAAGACAAUUCGAAUGCCGGCUCCAAGGCGGAAAGUCCCACUUAGAUCGCAUCGGAUCGUCGUCAGUGCUGCGCUGUGUUGAUUUCUGUAGCUGCUCUCCAUUAGUAUUUCCUUCGUUUGGGCCAUGAAAUUCCUGUAAAAGCCGAGGUCGCCUGCCAGCCCACUGCCACUGCCGCUGCUGCAAUCCCCUAAGCAAUAUGUAUCCAUUAAUAGAACCAUUUAACCAUUUUGCGUGCAGCCCCCCCGCACUUGGGACCAGGGCAGUGGGCGAGGCAAAUAGCCGCGGGGCCCAAACCAAAACCCUAGUCGAUAUCGCGCGAUAAUACGUGAAACGGAUUCCUUCUCUACCUAUGUUCUAGUCGUUAACAAACCAAAGAGUUAGGAGCUAAAUUAAUUGUUUAAUCUUAGAGUGUGAAACGGAUCGGACUCUCCGAGACGUGGCAUUUGUUCGAGGCGGUUCCGGAAGCGUGCGAGCGAAACAGCGACCAUGGCUAGUGUAAUAUUAGUGACCUAAGAGACGUAUUAAUCAAAUUGCAUCAGAGAUAACGGAACCGAGAGGAGUACAGUACACUUACCGUUAACCGAAAUACUUUUUCCAGAAGCAAGCCCAAAACCAAACAGAACUUUUUAAACGUAUUACACAACUUUAUAUUAAUAUUAACAUAUACAUACAUAUAUACACGCAUAUAUAGUACUUACUUACGUACAUAUAUACAAAACCAUUUAGCUUAACUAGUUUUGAAAGCGAUUAGGAUCAUAUAUGCAUAUGUAUGUACAUAUGUGUGUGUGUAUGUAUGGACCAUGUGUAUGUACAUGUGUAUGUGUAUAUGAGUGACGACAUCGAAGCAUUUUUGUAAAUACCACAAACAGGCAGCAGCAGCACAUACACCACUCUUUAUAUGUAUAUUUAUAAUCCUGUACCGAUCAAACACCCCCAGACCACCCACUAUAAUGCCUCAUCUUCCGAUUGAGGUCCGAUCUAGUUGUUCCCAAUCACCUCUUUGAAGGCAAGCUAAGGCAAACACAGGCAUAGCUACAUAACCAUAACUAAUACUAUAUUUAUAGUUUCGAUUAGCAUUGAUUUCCAAAUCGAGAGAAAACGUUUUGCAAUAUCACUGCCAACA